AUGGGGGGACGCGCACGGAGCUGCGGCGCUGCGGUGAUCCUGCUCGCCAUCGUUUGCUCCUGCCGGGGCGUCAUGCUGGAGUCGAUCCACUGGAGCAGCUCCAACUCAAAAUUCACUCCCGGUCAGGGUUUGGUACUCUACCCUCAGAUAGGGGACAAGAUGGACAUCGUGUGCCCCCGGGCUGACCCCUCCUCAGGGAGGACAGAGGAGUUCUACAAAGUCUACCUGGUGACCAAAAGUCAGAUGGAGAGCUGCGGCGUGGCCAAGACUGACACGCCCUUGCUGAACUGUGACAAGCCUGACCAGGACGUCAAGUUCACGUUCAAGUUUCAGGAGUUCAGCCCAAACCUCUGGGGCCUGGAGUUCCUCAAGGGGAAGGACUAUUACAUCACCUCCACCUCCACAGGAUCUCUGAGAGGUCUGGAGAAUACCAAAGGAGGGGUGUGCAGGACCAAAUCCAUGAAACUGGUGCUGAGAGUUGGCCAGAACUCCUCUGAUUCACUUUUAACACUUCAGGAGUCACCAACCAGGUUCCCACCUGCACCACCAAAGACCAAGACCAAGGAUGUCAUCUCGAAAGAUGUGGGUUCUGAAGCCGGACAGACUGACUCUUCUGGGCCAGGACUCAUUGCGUGGGUCAUUUCCUGCAGCUUGAGCCUCCUGCUGGUCAUUGUAGUUGUUUUAGUGGUGCUGUGGAGGUACUAUCAACGUCGCCGUGUUCCUGACCGCCAGCGGCGGCAGCAGCAGCAGCAGCACCAGCCGCCUGCCUCCGUAUCCCUCAGCACUUUGGCUGUGCCGAAGCGGGACAGCUUUAGCAGCGACAAUGACGGCUCAGACCGCAGCGAGGUUGUCUUCCCUCUGCGGCCUUCUGAGAGUAUGAUCUGCCGUCACUACGAGCGUGUGAGUGGUGAAUAUGGCCCUCCUGUGUAUAUAGUUCAGGAGAUAAUGCCUCAGAGCCCCACCAACGUCUACUACAAAGUCUAAUAAGCUCCUCUAAUGACUUCUUCUGAAAUACAGCACUACUCCAGCUGUCACGUUUAAGCUAAUGUGAGUCGUGUGUGUUAAAAGCUGGAUUGCACUGU
This is a messenger RNA of Gambusia affinis (western mosquitofish), 1082 nucleotides long. Its product is annotated as ephrin-B2a-like. Gene Ontology annotation, cellular component: plasma membrane. The transcript is spliced from 5 exons. Gene Ontology annotation, molecular function: ephrin receptor binding. Bases 1 to 984 code for a protein of 327 amino acids. NCBI's taxonomy places the organism in Eukaryota, Metazoa, Chordata, Actinopteri, Cyprinodontiformes, Poeciliidae. The record is from RefSeq and is a predicted model, not a curated record. Gene Ontology annotation, biological process: blood vessel morphogenesis; axon guidance; ephrin receptor signaling pathway.